AUGAAUAUCAAAAUUUCUGGUGUUUUCAAAAAAAUUUGUCAUCGAGGCUCUCAAUCCAAUCACGAAAAAUGUCGAGAUCAACCACCAUCGCGAGUUUACCCAAAACAAGAUACGAUCAAGUUGGCGACUGUGCGGCUUACACCUUCUUUGAUGCUGCUGUCCUUCAGAGUAUCAAAAAAUUUCCUAUACUUCAGUUUUGCGCGCCCAGGCACGGAUCUGUUGGAGUUCUACGAACUUUGCAGUGAUGAGAGUUUGAAUUGUUGA
This is a messenger RNA of Arctia plantaginis, 264 nucleotides long. Lineage: Eukaryota; Metazoa; Arthropoda; Insecta; Lepidoptera; Erebidae. The record is from the annotation of a GenBank genome assembly.